Messenger RNA from Phragmites australis (common reed), 3239 nucleotides. RefSeq names its product protein SMAX1-like. The record is from RefSeq and is a predicted model, not a curated record. Lineage: Eukaryota; Viridiplantae; Streptophyta; Magnoliopsida; Poales; Poaceae.
CCCCGCUUCUUUUUCAGCUGCACGCACGCUUCGCCUGUUACCACUUACCACCACUUCCACCACUUGGAGUUCAAUCACAUCUCCAAACCAAACUAACCACAACAACACGCAUACCUCCCGCGGCACCUAAACCUAUAACACCACCUCAACCGCGACGCGACCUCAGCCAUCGGCGACUAACCGCGGGUGCACGGACACAGGCAUGAGAGCCUACGCGACGCCGCCGGCCGUCGCCACGCUGCCGUCGGCUGCGCCGCCGCUGACCCCCGAGGCCGCGGCCGUGCUGUCCCGCGCCGCUGCCGACGCGUCCAGGCGGCGCCACGGGCACACCACGCCGCUCCACGCGGCCGCCGCGCUGCUCUCCGGCCCGGCGCCGCUCCUCCGCGACGCCUGCGUGGCGGGCCUCGCGUCUCCACACCCGCUCAGGUGCCGCGCGCUCGACCUCUGCUUCGCCGUCGCCCUCGACCGCCUCCCCACCUCCACAGAGAACCAGCUCCACGACGGCGCCUUCCACGCCGCGCCGCCGCUCUCCAACGCGCUCGCCGCCGCGCUCAAGCGGGCCUACUCGCACCACCGGCGCAUCGGGAACGGCGGCGUCGAGGCCGACGACCACCGCGUCGGCGUUCCUCACCUCGUGCUCGCCAUCCUUGACGAUCCGUCCGUGGCGCGCGUCAUGCGCGAGGCGUCCUUCUCGAGCAUGGCCGUCAAGGCGGUCAUGCUACGGUCCCUCUCCGAUCCCGCGGCCUCCGACUCUGGCGUGUACGUCAACACUAGAGUGCUGCACCGGCAAGCUUCCCACCGGGAGGAGGAGGUGGCGAAAGUGGUGGAAGUAUUGAAGAGGAGCAAUAAGCAUAACCCGGUGCUCGUCGGCGACACGGUGGACGUGGACGCCGUGGUGCAAGAGGUGGACAUGCUGAUACAGAGGCAACGGCUAGGCAACGCGCGAGUCAUCUUCUUCCCGAAAGAGUUCGGCGACUUGGUUGAUAUGGAUAGGGCAGAACUCGUCGCCAAGAUCAAGGAGCUCGGCGAAGUGGUAAGAUCGGAGUUGAUGGCGCCGGCAUCGAAUAGCGCUGGCGUCGUGGUAAACCUCGGCAACCUGCAGUGGCUCGUUGAGGAAACAUGCGCGGGUCAUCAGGGCGAGCAAGAGAAGCGGAGGGAUGUGGUGCUCGACACGGCGCGCGCCGCGGUAGCUGAGAUGGCGCGUGUUCUGAACCAGUCCGGCGAAGGCGAGCGCCGCGUCUGGGUGAUCGGCACGGCAACGUGUGCCACGUACCUGAAAUGCCAGGUGUAUCACCCGGCGCUGGAGAGAGAGUGGGACCUCCAGGCCGUGCCCAUCACGCCGAGGCCUCCGCCACCGCCGCCGCUCGGGCUCUCGCCGAGUGUUGGAGUUAACAGAGGCAUCCUAAGCAGCUCCGUCGAGGUGCUGUCAUCGGCGAUGACGAGCGCAAUGAAACGGGCGCCGAGCCUUUGCAACGCCUGCGUGGAUGGCUACGAGCGUGAGCGCGCCGAAAUGGCGUCGUCCGAGCUUGCUUCCCGAUCUGCGGACCCGCCGAUGUCGCAGUGGCUGCAGAUCGGGACGCCGAGCAGCGCACGCCCGGUCGACCGCGCGCAGGAGAAGGCGCGGGAAGCUGACGAGCUGCGGCGUCGGUGGCUCGAUCGGUGCGCCCAACUGCACUCGCAUGGCCGGCCGUCCAUAGUUACCUGCUCCGAGUGGAACGGGGCUAGUGUUCUUGGCAACAUGCAGGCGUCGCCGUUACGGCCGUCGGCGCCUCCUAGCGGCACGGUGGACACCGACCUCGCGCUUGGCCCGGCGCUGGCAAGGCCGCCCUGUGACGCCGACGAUAAGCUGCUCCUGCGACGGCUCACGGAGGCGGUGAGAUGGCAACCCGAGGCUGCAGCUGCUGUUGCUAGUACGAUCACGGAGGCCAAGUCGGGUGAAGGCAAGCGGCGCGGCACGGGGACCAAGGCCGACGCGUGGGUCCUCUUCGCCGGGCCUGACGUGGUCGGGAAGAGGAACAUGGCCGAGGCGCUCUCCAAGUCCGUCUUUGGGACGGGCGCCGUCACCGUGCGUCUCUGCUGCCCGGCAGCCGGCCACGACGGCGGGGAGUCCAUCGUGUCAUGCCGCGGCCGAACGGCGCUGGACCGCGUGGCCGAGGCCAUACGGGCCAACCAGUUCCGCGUCAUUGUCCUCGAUGGCGUCGACCACGCCGACAACGUCGUGCGCGAGUCGGUCAUGCGCGCGAUCGAGUCCGGUCGGCUCGCGGACUCGCACGGCCGAGACGUCGCUCUCGGCAGCAACAUCUUCGUCGUCAUGUCGCAAUGGUCGCCGGUGCCAGAUCAGUUGAGGAGCUCUCAAGAAGCUGUACCCCUUCCUGACUCGCCAUGGAACCUGGAACACAGGACAGCGAAGCGCAGGCCGGAGCAGACGCUCGAAGGAGACCGCUGCACGAAAGCACGUAAAGACUCCGCACGGGAGCUGAUUCCCCUGGACUUGAAUUUGUCCAUGUCUGAUGAUCAUAUCGAUGAUGAAGACGACAGCAUCGGCGAGAGAUCACGGAACUCGUCCAGCGACCUAACGGUGGAGCACGAGCAGGACUACGGCCAGCCCAGCGCCGCCAAGUGCUCCGCGCCGUCAAACGUGUCAGACCUCAUCCAAGCCGUCGACGCAACGGUAGUGUUCAAACCAGUCGGCUUCGAGCCUCUGAAGCGGAGCGUCUCCGACGUGGUGUCAGCAAAGUUUGGAGAGUCGUCACGGGCCGGCGGGUGGUCCGUUCACGUUGACGAUGUGCUGCGCCCUGGCAUACGGGAGCUGAAACGUAGCUUCAGCACCAACGCUGUCGUCGACGGCGCGACGGUGGAAGGCAGCGGCCGGAGAAAGGACGGUGAGAUGUUCCCGAUGUCAGUGACAGUCACCGUCGACGGAAAUUGACGUGCAAUCCUGCCGACCUUGACGACAUGUUUCUUUUUUGUUGUUGAUCAUUAAUAUAUGAUCGCGAUCGGUGUACAUUAGUACAUGAAUGUGUAAAAAUGUUCAGCAACCAGAAGUUAGAGACGGAACUAGAAACUAGCUUUGCUGUUUUUGAGGACUCCAUUUUGGCUUUCAUUUCCCUGGCAACCGUCUAUGAUUGACGUCUGUUGAAUAAACGAGAUGAUAGCAUGCAGAGGAUCAUGCCUGCAUGCAGUUCAUCGUGGAACUAACAGCUCCAUGGAUAUUUCCUGUGUAUAUGUUGCAUCCAGUA